AUGCGACCAAAGGAGAAUCCGACACAAUCCAUACCCGUACCAACACACACACCCGUACUCAAUAAAACAGAGGUUGAAACACCCAAGUUCUGUGAUGAGAUCAAGUUUGCAGGACAAAACGACACAAUCUUUCGAUCCACCAUUCCCUGCGUAAAACGAAAUCACCAGAUACCAGAAGAGCGAGAGCAAGAGCUAAACAUGGAGGGGGUUAUCAGACCAAGCAAAGAUUCAUGGUACAGAGCGCCACCUGCAUUUGAUGCUGCGCCGCCGGGAGAAGUCCUCAAGAUUCGUCGGGCACCUGGUAAUCUCAAAUCGGUCUUGAAGAACCUCGAUUAUGCCGACCAAAUAUUAUACACCAGCAGCACCUCGUACUUGCAACCUACCUACGCGCUCACUACUAUGCUUGUCCCCAAGGAGUGGGACAGAAAGUACUCGCGCGUCGUGUCUUGGCAGGUGCCGUAUGAAAGUGCCAAUGUUGAUUCCAGUCCGAGCUACUCGCUCUCCAGAGCCUCGGGCGAGAUACACUACGACGUCUUGGAUCAGCUGCUGGCCAGCGGCUACCAUGUCAAUAUCCCCGACUACCAGGGCCCCAAUUCGCAUUUCGGAGCUGGAAAAGCGGCAGGGUUCAAGGUGAUUGACUCUUUGCGUGCCCUCAGAACCAUUGCCUAUGGUCGUUACAACUUGGACCCCUGGUGGAUCCGUCAUAUUGCCUGGGGCUAUGGAGGAGGAGCUCUUGCGACAGCAUGGGCGUAUUUGCAGAUUAAGAAAUAUGUCGGUUUCGGUCACCAGAAAUACGUUGACGUGAUUGAUAACAAAGUGUAUGCUUGGGUCAUUGGUGGUGUGCCAAUCGACAUGCUGCACAUACUCGAAAAUGUCAACAACAAGGUGCCCGCAGGCUUUGCCAUCAACGCCAUCUCUGGCAUGCUGCAGGAGUUCCAUCUCAUGAGGGACGCAGUGGAAAAGUUUGGCAAGAAGGAGGGUGCACAUAACGUUACUGUUUUUGAAAGAGUCCGGACGCUGAGCCUGGAGCAGUCGAUGAAUGAGUUUACAUAUGCCAACAUUAGCGACUACUUUGAAGGGGGCAUCGAAUCGGUGACGUCGUGGCUGCGAAAAAAGAACUUUCACAAGGAGAUUCUCAUGGAAAGACCAAACAUGUUGAAGACGCCAGAAUGGACCACGGGUAUUUUCGUCUACCACGGGGUCCACGACAGCAUCUUUCCCGUGGAGCACGUGGAUAAGCUGUUGCACGAGCACUGGUGCAACGCGCGCGCCUUUAUCGAGUACAUGAGAAAUCACGAAGGCGACCACGAGGAAAAUUAUACCAACAUGGAUGUCAUUGCACUGGAAUGGAUAGCAAGACGUUUCAUGUCAGAAUUUCUUAGUGAUGCCGGCAAGGGUCUGAUUGAAAGAUUUCCGAAUCUGUCCAGAGAAGAAUGUUUGGUUCGCAGUGGAUCUCUCAACGCCCCAAUAUGGGAUUUUGAGGCAUAUAAGAAGCGGUUUAAAGCAGAACAGGAGGCCAAGAAAAAGGAUGAAUUCACCCUGGAAGCAUUGUCCGUCAAAAACAUUACCAACACAGUAUGCCAGGUACCGGCCCGCGACCGAAGCAACAAGUACAUUAUCGUGUCGAAUGUCCUGGGCGUAAUCUCGGCACUGUUUGUUAUACAAAGAUUUGUAUUCAAGUUUUGGGCUGGUCUAGACUUUGGCUGGGAUGACUGGUUCUGCCUAAUGACCAUCCUCAGCGGCGUCCCGGCCACGGUCCUCAAUGCGCACUACCUGCCGCAAAACGGCAUGGGUCGCGAUGUGUGGACGCUCACGCCGAGCCAAAUCACCAAAUUCGGUCUGGGCUUCUACGUGAUUGAGGUGCUCUACUUUCAGCAAGUCGCCACGUUGAAGCUGUCGCUACUCUUCUUUUACAUUCGCAUCUUCCCCAGUCGGCCGGUUCGGCGGUUACUCUGGGGCACAGUGGCCUUUGUGUCGCUAUGGGGCAUCAUCUACGUCUUUAUUGGCAUCUUCCAAUGUACGCCAAUCAACCACUUUUGGACCAAAUGGGAUGGCGCCCAUCCUGGACACUGCGUAGACAUCAAUGCUCUUGGUUGGUCCAAUGCAGGCAUGAGUAUCUCGACCGACGUAUGGAUGCUUGCUAUACCCAUGUGGCAGCUCAAAACUCUGCAACUUGAUUGGAGGCGAAAGAUUGGUGUCGGGAUGAUGUUUGGCGUGGGCACCUUUGUGACUGUGGUGAGCAUGCUCCGCCUCAAAUCGCUCGUUGCCUUUGGCGCCGACUCCCAGAACCCGACGUGGGAGUUUUUCGACGUGGCCAUGUGGUCGGACAUUGAAAUCAAUGUCGGCUUAAUGUGCACGUGCAUGCCGUCUCUGCGGCUGCUGCUCGUCCGCCUAUUCCCCAAGGUCCUCGGCACCACGCAGCGCUACUACGCCAAAUACUCUCACUCUGCCAACAACAACAAGUCAGCCCUUGACCGAGAGCCGCCGCGGGGGUUCGGAACCGUGUCCACGUCGACGAGGGCGGAGCGUGAUACAUUCCGAGGGAACCUUCAGCUGAACCAAAUCUCCUACCACAAGACGUACGCGGUGAAUUAUGGCGAGGCGGACGAUGUCGAGCUAUUUUCCGGUGCUGGCGAAAUGGAAACGACAAGUGCAAAGUCGCUAACGUCAGUCUCUGCGCGAGAGAGCUCGGAGAAGGCGCAGCAGGGCAGACUGUAG
Messenger RNA from Beauveria bassiana ARSEF 2860, 2718 nucleotides. Its product is annotated as CFEM domain-containing protein. The record is from RefSeq and is a predicted model, not a curated record. The coding region runs from base 1 to 2718 and encodes 905 amino acids. Gene Ontology annotation, biological process: lipid catabolic process. Gene Ontology annotation, molecular function: triacylglycerol lipase activity. Lineage: Eukaryota; Fungi; Ascomycota; Sordariomycetes; Hypocreales; Cordycipitaceae. The transcript has 4 exons.